CUUUCCCAUCCACAACCACUUCUCUUUUUUAAGUUUCAACUCAAUCUCACAUACCAAUUCAAUCAAAAUGUCUGGAAUCAAGGCCGGUGACAGCUUCCCCUCCGACGUUGUCUUCUCCUACAUCCCCUACACCCCCGAGGCUCAGGAGUUCAACGCUUGCGGUAUCCCCAUCAACUACAACGCCUCCAAGGAGUGGGCCGACAAGAAGGUCAUUCUCUUCGCUCUUCCCGGUGCCUUCACCCCCGUCUGCUCUGCUCGCCACGUCCCCGAGUACCAGGAGAGACUCCCUGAGAUCCGUGAGAAGGGUGUCGACGUUGUUGCUGUCCUUGCUUACAACGAUGCCUACGUCAUGAGCGCCUGGGCCAAGGCCAACAAUGUCAAGAACGACGACAUCCUCUUCCUUUCCGACCCCGAGGCCAAGUUCUCCAAGAGCCUCGGCUGGGCUGACGAGGAGGGCCGCACCAAGCGCUACGCCAUCGUCAUUGACCACGGCAAGGUCACCUACGCUGCUCUUGAGCCCGCCAAGAACCACCUCGAGUUCUCGCGCGCUGAGACCGUCAUCAAGAACCUCUAAAUACAUCAACAGGAAUAAGGAAUAUGACGUGGGACUACUAGAGGAUGCUGGCGUUUCAGCAGUGGGGUUAAUGUUUUAGAAAUAGACAGCCCACUUUUAGAGAUACAAUAAAUAACGAAGCUAUGAAAU
Messenger RNA from Aspergillus nomiae NRRL 13137, 703 nucleotides. RefSeq names its product peroxiredoxin family protein. The record is from RefSeq and is a predicted model, not a curated record. NCBI's taxonomy places the organism in Eukaryota, Fungi, Ascomycota, Eurotiomycetes, Eurotiales, Aspergillaceae. Gene Ontology annotation, cellular component: peroxisome; mitochondrion; cytoplasm. Gene Ontology annotation, biological process: hydrogen peroxide catabolic process; cellular response to oxidative stress; cell redox homeostasis. Gene Ontology annotation, molecular function: thioredoxin peroxidase activity. The coding region runs from base 68 to 574 and encodes 168 amino acids. The transcript has 4 exons.